Molecule: messenger RNA, 471 nt
Organism: Cicer arietinum (chickpea)
Lineage: Eukaryota; Viridiplantae; Streptophyta; Magnoliopsida; Fabales; Fabaceae
Source: RefSeq, a predicted model, not a curated record
AUGGAUGAGAAUGGAAUAAUAACAAGAAAUAAGGCUAGACUUGUUGCUAAAGGCUACAACCAGGAGGAAGAUAUCCAAGAUGAGGUUUAUGUUAGUCAAACUCCAGGAUUUGAGGAUCCUGCUUUUCCAAACCAUGUUUAUAAACUAACAAAAGCUCUCUAUGGAUUGAAACAUGCUCCAAGAGCUUGUGGUAGAACUCCUUCUCCUCAACCUACUUCCCCUCCUGCAAAAAGAGUUCCUAUACCCACUCAUAAGGUGUUGGCAAAGGAUAAAGGGAAAGCCAUUGCCACUGACCAAGGAAAAACCAAAAAGAGGAAGGUUCCUCAAACAGAAAAGCUGAUGGGUGAUGCCAUGAAGGGGCCAACCCAAAAGAAGAAGAAAACCACCUCUUCCCCUCAGCCAAAGAAGCCUCAACCUCCCAAAGGCAAACCUAUUGAGGACAUUUGCAUUCCUAAAGAGGAAAAUCCAUGA